Messenger RNA from Mesorhabditis belari, 339 nucleotides. Lineage: Eukaryota; Metazoa; Nematoda; Chromadorea; Rhabditida; Rhabditidae. The record is from the annotation of a GenBank genome assembly.
AUGAACACACUGUUAUUCGCUUGCUCACUCCCGGUGGCGUUAGCGGCUUUGGUUUUGUUUUUUCACAACAGACAUCGAAAACGUCAGAAAAUCGUAAAAGCGACGACUUAUCGACCGCCGCCACAAUCUGAUCCGUAUGCGAUGACGACAAUGCCCUCUUUCCACCACCAAUCCGCCACUCAUCUAUCAAUUCAUCAAUUGUCCUCGGAAGAAAAAGCGCCUCCAAUGGACCCGCAAAACGCGAACAUUGAUCGACUCGCUCCAAACGACCGCCGCUUGGCGCCGGUUCAAUUACCCGUCAUCUGCUCAGCUCCACCACCGUAUGAAGCUGUUGUUUGC